AUGAACGGCUCCAUCAUCGCCACACGACACCCUUUCCUCUCCCUCUCCGCAUACAAUAGACAAGACAGCAUGGCGCAAUCCAAAGAGUGGCAAAAAAUGCUACGCGGUGAGCUCUACUGGGCUUGGGACGAAGAUCUACAAGCAAACCGCACCCGAUGCAAGGAAGCUUGUGAUGAGUUCAAUGCUGCUGGGGCUGUUUCUCGGCGCCGAAAAGUAGAAUUAUGGCGGAACAUUCUCAUGGAUACUCGACCCAUGCCUCCAGUCCAUCCUGAUCCCAAGCAAGACGAAGCUCUAUUCGAAGAAACAGAUCCAUUUGUGGACGGACCAAUCUCCGUGGACCAUGGAUUGAAUUUCAAGGUCGGCAAGGGUACAUUUCUUAACUUCAAUCUUCUCGUGCUUGAUACGUGCCUGAUCAGCAUUGGAGAGAAUGUGCUCUUCGGACCGAAUGUUUGUAUCUAUGGCGCGACUCAUCCGAUGGAUCCUGCUGUGCGACGAGGACUGAAGGGACCCGAGGGGGGCAAAGAAGUUCAUAUUGAGGAUGAUGUUUGGAUUGGUGGGAGUGCUCUUAUCUUGGCUGGUGUUCGUAUUGGGAGGGGAAGUACUGUUGGAGCGGGAUCUGUGGUUACUAAGGUAAGUGGAAUGGAAUGGUCAUCUCUCUCAUUAAUGGAACUGAACUCAAGCUGA
Molecule: messenger RNA, 684 nt
Organism: Penicillium waksmanii
Lineage: Eukaryota; Fungi; Ascomycota; Eurotiomycetes; Eurotiales; Aspergillaceae
Product: sugar O-acetyltransferase
Exons: 3
Coding region: 1-684 (227 amino acids)
Molecular function (GO): acetyltransferase activity
Source: RefSeq, a predicted model, not a curated record